Gavia stellata (red-throated loon) is the source of this 1123-nucleotide messenger RNA. It is a transcript of the gene NKAP, whose product is annotated as NFKB activating protein. The record is from RefSeq and is a predicted model, not a curated record. Bases 1 to 1092 code for a protein of 363 amino acids. Gene Ontology annotation, molecular function: chromatin binding. Gene Ontology annotation, biological process: regulation of gene expression. NCBI's taxonomy places the organism in Eukaryota, Metazoa, Chordata, Aves, Gaviiformes, Gaviidae. The transcript has 9 exons. Gene Ontology annotation, cellular component: nucleus.
AUGGCGCCGGCGUCGGGUUCCCGCAGCCCGCCGGCCGCCAGCCCCGAGCGCCGCGGCCGCAGGUCGCGCUCCCGGUCCCGCUCCCGCGAGCGCAACGGUCUGAAGCGUCCGAGCCAUCGGCGGAGCCGCAGCUGGUCCCGCUCCCGCGAGCGCACCCCCGGCGGGCCGCGCUCCGCCGCGCACCACGGCCACCACCACGGCAAGGCCUGGCCCGAGUACUACGAGAAGGAGAAGGAGGAGAUCCUGCGGCAGAGGAGACUCAAUGAGAGAGAGAGAAUUGGAGAACUGGGGGCACCAGAGGUCUGGGGACUGUCACCAAAGGUUCCUGAGCCCGAUUCCGAUGAGCACACACCGGUAGAAGACGAAGAGGCAAAAUCUAAGAGUAGUUCUUCAGAUUCCAGCUCAGAAGAGGAAAAAAAGAAAAAGAAGAAGAAAAGAAAGAAGAAAAAGCGGAAGGCAUCUAAAAGAAAACGCAGAAAACAUUCUGAGGACAGCGAUAGUGAGUCGGAGUCUGAGCAGAGCUCCAGUGAUGAAGAUAAAAAGAAAAGCAAGAAGAAGAAAAAGAAGAACAGAAAGAAGAAGUAUAAGAAAAAGAAAAAUAAGAAGAGCAGGAAGGAUUCCAGUGAUUCAAGUAGUGAAGAUUCUGAUGAUGAAACGUUUCAAGGGGAAGAUCUCUGGAUUGAGAGAUCAAAAAAUACAGAAGCUGAUAGCUUGAUUGGACCAGAAGCUCCCAAAACUCAUGCAUCUCAGGAUGAUAGGCCUUUGAACUAUGGACAUGCACUGUUGCCCGGUGAAGGUGCAGCAAUGGCAGAGUACGUAAAAGCAGGAAAACGUAUACCCCGGAGAGGUGAAAUCGGCUUGACCAGUGAAGAGAUCGCAUCGUUUGAGAGCUCUGGUUAUGUCAUGAGUGGCAGCAGACAUCGCCGAAUGGAAGCCGUGCGUCUGCGUAAAGAGAACCAGAUUUACAGCGCAGAUGAAAAGAGAGCUCUGGCGUCCUUCAACCAGGAGGAGAGGAGGAAACGAGAGAACAAGAUUCUUGCAAGCUUUCGAGAGAUGGUCUACAGAAAGACUAAGGGCAAAGAGGAAAAAUAAUUCUUCAUUUGAACUGUACAUCGUAGAUGCA